Jaculus jaculus (lesser Egyptian jerboa) is the source of this 1672-nucleotide messenger RNA. RefSeq names its product tetraspanin 15 (gene Tspan15). Lineage: Eukaryota; Metazoa; Chordata; Mammalia; Rodentia; Dipodidae. The coding region runs from base 165 to 1049 and encodes 294 amino acids. The record is from RefSeq and is a predicted model, not a curated record. The transcript is spliced from 8 exons. Gene Ontology annotation, cellular component: membrane.
CACGUCAGUCCCGGAGAGGGAGAGCGGGCCUUGGGGCUGGCUGCCUGACAGCCGCAGGUGGGGCCUGGAGAGCCGGCCGAGGGAAGGAUCCAGAACCACUCCCCCCUCCCCCCCGCUUCUCGAAGCUCCGAAGCCCCCCGACUCCUGCGCGGGGAGCGGCCAGGAUGCCCCGCGGGGACUCGGAGCAGGUGCGCUACUGCGCGCGCUUCUCUUAUCUCUGGCUCAAGUUCUCGCUCAUCGUCUACUCCACGGUGUUCUGGUUGAUCGGGGGCCUGGUCCUGUCCGUGGGGAUCUACGCAGAGGCGGAACGGCAAAAGUACAAAACCCUCGAAAGUGCCUUCCUGGCCCCGGCCAUCAUCCUCAUCCUCCUGGGGGUGGUCAUGUUCAUCGUCUCCUUCAUCGGGGUUCUGGCUUCCCUCCGAGACAACCUGUGCCUCCUCCAAGCGUUUAUGUACAUCCUGGGACUCUGCCUCAUAAUGGAGCUCAUUGGUGGAGUGGUGGCCUUGAUCUUCCGGAACCAGACCAUUGACUUUCUGAAUGACAACAUUCGGAGGGGAAUUGAGAACUACUAUGAUGACCUGGACUUCAAAAACAUCAUGGACUUUGUUCAGAAGAAGUUCAAGUGCUGCGGCGGCGAGGAUUACCGAGACUGGAGCCAAAACCAGUACCACGCCUGCGGCGCCCCGGGACCCCUGGCCUGCGGGGUGCCCUACACCUGCUGUGUCAGGAACACGACAGACGUCAUCAACACCAUGUGCGGCUACAAAACCAUCAACCAGGAGCGGCUGAGCGCGCAGAGCAUCAUCCACGUGCGGGGCUGCACCAACGCCGUGCUCAUCUGGUUCAUGGACAACUACACCAUCAUGGCGGGCCUCCUGCUGGGCAUCCUGCUUCCCCAGUUCCUGGGCGUGCUGCUGACGCUCUUAUAUAUCACUCGCGUGGAGGACGUCAUCACCGAGUACUCAGUCACCGACGGGCUCCUGGGGCCCGGUUCCAAGCCCAGCGUGGAUGCGGCGGGCGCCGGCUGCUGUAUGUGCUAUCCCAGUUAGGACCCCCGGCCUGGCACAGCGACCGGCCACCGACCGCCGCGGAAUGGUGGGGCCCCCACCUCCCCAGUCCACGUGUGCUCCACGGCACCACACCGCAGCUCUUGUGCCCACGUGUGGCACAGACCAAAGGCCAGGUGCGGUGCGCCGUGGCCGCUGCCCCGAGGACGGCCUGGGCACCGCCAGGCGCGGGGGACCACAGCGUCCCUGCUCCAGGCCAGGCUCCCGGAGAAAGGGGAGCUCAGGGCUCAGCCUAGGCCUGUUUUGUUCCUGGCAGUGCCAUGGCCAGUGGUCAUUAGGCCACUUCAAGGGCAGUUUUGCAGUGAACUGUACGUGGGGAGAAAAGAGUGUGUUUGCCCCGUGGGGCAGGAAGGGCUGGUGUUAGCCUGGGCAUCCAUGCCACAGAUGGGAAGUUGUACCAUCCUUUAGCGCUUGGGUGCCUUGAGCCCUCUGCAAGGCUCCUGCUUUGCUGACCCAACUUUUUUUUUUUACACGGUUUUGUAAUAUUCAUGUUUUAUACACGAUUAACAGGAGUUUCUGACUACUUAAAACUAGACACCCGUCCCAGGCCACUUGUCCCUCCAAGUCAUUUCAUUAAUCAAACAAUAAAUACGUGAUUUUUCUUU